Molecule: messenger RNA, 1371 nt
Organism: Acanthocheilonema viteae
Lineage: Eukaryota; Metazoa; Nematoda; Chromadorea; Rhabditida; Onchocercidae
Source: the annotation of a GenBank genome assembly
AUGAAUAAAGAGUAUCGAGGAGAAGUGGAACUUAAGUUGACUACUUUGGAAGCAAUGGGAAUAACAGGAGGACGCUGUUUGAUUAGAUAUUACCCAGUUAAUAUGUCACGGGAUGAAAUACUGAAACUCGAAAAUCGCCUUGCUGAAGAAUAUAAACGGAAGAAAAAGCUAGAAAAAGUGUAUGAAACACGUAAAACGGAAAAUGAACGUCGAUUGCAGUUAGAAAACGAAAGGGAAGAGAUUUUUGAACGCGAACUAAAAGUGAAACGUGAAGCCGAGGCAGCUCUUUUAUUAGAGCGCAGUCAAGAAGCUAGCAGGCAAGAAGCUUGGAUCAUUAAUCAAUUCUACAAUCUUGAAACCGCACUUCAUACUAUACCAUCAGGAGGUCUAUCUCAAGCUGCAGUAGGACAUGUUGUCGAGUCUCAAAGGUGGCCUCAACCUUCAUCACGUCUCAAUCAACUACAGUCUAUCCUUAAUCAAGUAAAUAUCAGUUUAGCUACAAAUAGAGUUGAUUUUCCUGGUGAACAGCUUAUUGGAGAUGAUGGCAGAAUACAUAUUAGUGACUUACAGACUGCGGCACGAGCGCACGAUAGUAGUAAUAUUUGCAACUCCAUUACAUCCUCCUCCGAAGUGUCAUGUUUAACUAUUGAAAAAUGUAACCGAAUGCCGGUUAUCAUAAAGCAAGAUUUGGAAUUGAAUGAAAGUGUAAGAGAUGUAGUCGGAAAGCACGAUGAUAUUGAUGAUCAAUUUUUCGAACUUACGGUCAACGAUGUACAGAGUAUUCGUCGAGAUCUUAUAGCAGAAGCAGGUAUACAGGAGCAAAGAGCUUUAAUACCGAACACAUAUGUCACUGAAAAGAAUAAGCGCCGAAAAGAAGAAAGUUACAAACAUACUGUAGUACGAUUCAAUUGUGCUGAUAAAACGGUUAUACAAGCUCAGUUUAUCUCACGAGAACCCGUGUCAAGAUUGUUUGAGUUCAUAAUGGAAAAUUUGGAAAAUUCAGCGGUAAAAUUUGAUCUGUGUCUUGCAAAUCAAAGACUUUCGUCAACCACUUUAAAAAAUUUAAUUGAAGUUGGUAUUGCUCCGAAAUCUGUACUGUAUAUACGAUUUCAUUCACCGGAAAAUACAUUUGAUGCUAAUUUUGUGCGGGAUAAAUUCUGUGAAGUUCCCAUGGCGGAAGCUGAUGAGCUCAGCCGAGAAUGGUUAUCGGUAAACAGUACUUAUCAACCGUACGUUCCAAAAGUGAUAAAUGUUGAAGAUGUUCGACCAAAUGGAAAACGUCAAUCGAAAUCAAUAGAAAGUGAUGCAGGCCCCUCUAAAUUGAAGCAACGACCCGUAGAAAAUCUACCAAAGUGGUUCAAAAAAUCAUAA